This is a messenger RNA of Mesocricetus auratus (golden hamster), 3418 nucleotides long. It is a transcript of the gene Pnma5, whose product is annotated as PNMA family member 5. Lineage: Eukaryota; Metazoa; Chordata; Mammalia; Rodentia; Cricetidae. The record is from RefSeq and is a predicted model, not a curated record.
CACCACUCUGACCAUAUCUGCUGAGCUCAAGUCAUCUUUCUCUUCUGCUGAGCAUUUCUUCAGGACCCAGCAAGAAGUACUUGCAGAAUACUCAGCAGACUCCCUGAACUUCCAGAGAGGUUGCUGCGGCAAGAGAUCAGCAGGAUCCAGCUGUGGGAAACCCAGGACAUCGCUGCCUUUCUACAUGGUCUUGGCUUAGAAUCCUUUGAGUCCUAGGAAAAUUUUGAGUUAAUAAGUACCCUAGUGUUAGGUUUGUCCAUAGAAGGUGGUAGCAAUGGCUGUGGCUCUAUUAGAUGACUGGUGUAAGGGGAUGGACCUGGACCCCAAGAAGGCUGUGCUCAUUGUGGGCAUCCCUGUGCAGUGCAGUGAGACUGAGAUAAAGGAUGCUCUGAAACAAGGCUUACCUCCUUUGUGUGCUCACAGGGUGAUAGGCAGAAUGUUCAGGAGGGAAGACAAUGCUAAGGCAAUCUUAGUUGAACUGACUGAAGUUGUCAAUUAUACUAUGAUGCCCACUCAUAUACUGGCAGCAGGGGGAACCUGGGAAGUGGUAGUGAAACCCCGUAGCUCAGAUGAUGAAUUCAUCAAUAAGCUGAUCUACUUUCUGAGGGAUGAAGGACGGAGAAUGGUAGAUGUGGCCAAAGCCCUGGGGUUUAGCACUGCCCCUACAGUGAGCUGGGAGCUAAGAAAUUCAGUCCAAGACAAGCCAAGAGGCUUGAAGUCUUUGUGCAAUAGCAUGUGUUACCAAAAAUUGAAAGCGUUUUCUGGCAGUCCCUUUCCAGGCCCAGGAGAAGAGACCUUUGAAACCUGGUUACAGGAGGUCACUGAGAUGAUGCCGUUAUGGCAGGUGUCCGAGGAGGAGAAGAAGCGGCGCCUUCUAGAGAGCCUGCAUGGUUCUGCCCUGUCAAUCGUGCAGGCACUGUGGGCUAGCAAUGACUCCCUAACUUUGGAACAGUGCUUGAAAGCCCUAAAGCAGAUCUUUGGGAAUAAAGAGGAUAAUAAGAUCUUACAGUUCAGGUUCCUUCAGUCUUCUCAAAAACCUGCAGAGAAGCUAUCUGAUUACUUGCUGCACUUGGAGCCCCUACUCCAGAAAGCAGUGCAGCAGAGCCCCUUGUCAGCACACACUGCAGACUCCAUUCGCCUCAAGCAUAUCUUAUCUAGUGUCUCCCUGAGCACUGGCCUUCGGGGCAAGCUUUCCCUCUUAGAUCAACAAGGAUGCCCACCCACUUUUCUGGAGUUAAUGAAACUCACUCAAGAUGAGGAAGAGUGGGAGACCACCAUGGUAGUGAUAAAGGAGCAGCAGAAUCAGGCAGGAAAGGAAAACAGGGCCUGUGGGGCAGCAGCAGAUCAGGUUACCACCCAGGCAGGGCUUUUUAGGGAGAUCAGCACCCAGACCAUAGGAGAGGAAGUCACAUCAGUGAAACGGAAGCGACUCCUAUGGAGACACAGUGCUGGGGAAGAGGGGCUUAUGAAGGAAUCAGGGUUCACGACUGAAAAUGAACCUGAUGAGCAGAAACCCCAUGUUAUAUCACAGGAGUCGGGAAACGAGAGAGGGGCUGGGGCUAUGAGCCACCCCAACCCCAGGAGAAUAUAGGCUCAAGAGCUCUAGGAAUUCCUUCCUGUAGCAGGCAACAGAGAUACCUUGACAAAAUGAUGGGGCAGCCUAGACAUAGCAGGGGACAUGAGUGGUGUGGAAGGGCAGGACAGCCAGGGCCAGGGUGAGGAACCCCACUUGCCACUAACUAGAAAUAAUUCCAACAAGCAAAAACAAGCUCCACCUAGGUCAGUGACUACUAUAUCCAAGGCUAAUGGAGAGUACCAUAGAAAGGAAUGGGGAGCUAGUAUAGCCAGAUUACAGGGUGAACCAGAGUCCAGUUGGGAUACAAGUGAUUCAGAGGAUGAAAACGGUGAGGGGAGCUCUCAGUUAAGGAUGUCCACUGGCACUGAAACAGCACAGGGCACGGAGGAGACUGUCACAAGGCUACGUUGGCCAGCGCGAUCCAAUGCCCGGGGGGUAGUGCAGCAAGGCAGGAAGAUAGUGCUCCGGAGAGGAGGCCGCAGGAUCCAGCCCGUCUUCAGGAUCAUCUACACUGCUCUAGGGGAGCCCCACGAAGGCAGCACCCUUGAGUCCUUUCGUGAGUGAAAGCCCAGGGUCUCUGGACCCAACGGCCCUGGGAAGCCAGUGCCAACCGGAGGCAGUUUCCUUCGUGGCACCCUGAGAGGGCUGUGAGGGGAAAAGACACCGGCGCCCAAGAAGAGCGCCAAACCCAACACUGCAGGGUUUGGGCCCUCAGCUGGCCUGACAGCCUGUGAGCGUGCAGGACAGGUUUUGUGUGAACAGGAGGUGGGAGAGCAGUGCAGGAUUUGGUAGGGGGUAGUUUGUUCUGCUGUCUUUUGUCCAGGGCUGCUGGAGAAUUCCAGAGAGCAAGCAACGAGAGCCUGGUACAACUCGGCAGGCAGGCACCUGCCGAGGCUGGCCCCAAACCCUGCCGGACUGAGAGGGAGGCCUGGCAGUGCAGCCGAGGUGCCAUCCUCCAUCUGCCAGCCAUACCAAACAGGUGGAAGGAAGUUACAGAAGAGGCCAUGUCAAGAGUUCUACAGAGAGGCCAUCUCAAGAGUUCUGCCUGGCUCUCCCAACACAGAUGCCCCCUCCCUGCUGCUAUCCUGAGGCAGGCUACUCCCUGCUCUGGGCUGCCCCCCACCCGAGUAUCUGUUAACCUCAUAGAGAGCCAGCUAUCCAACGCGUCCCUUCCCCCUUUGUGUGCUUAUCCCCACCCGUUGCUCCUGUACAAAGCUGUGAGUGAGGUGUGUGUUAACUUGAGCAGCUGGAGGCCCUGACUACCUGGCCAGUCACCCCUACACCCUGGCACGUGCCCCCAAGGUUACGCUACCUCUUCUCCCCCGGUGUUGUGAACUCCUCGCCUGCUUUCCUGGUGCACAUCUUGGCCAGCUGCCUGCUGCUUGUCCUCCUGCAGAUGUGUGUGUUACCUGAUCAGAUGCUUCCCAGAAUCCCCAGGCCCAGUUCCUGGAAGCCAGCCAGAAACAAGGAUGUUGACAAGGGACUGCUCAAUGACUUUGACAUGGGACUGUCCUGUGAUGUUCCACUCCUGCUGUUAGUUAUAACUAUUUUUUAGGGUCGGUGGGGUGUUGCAUGUUAUACUCUCCAAUUCCAUGAUUGGUCUGUGCAUGAUGUAGGGCAGCACCACCCUUCAGUGGUGAUGCUUUGAGAGCAUUCCCAAAAGCAAGGGCCAUUACCAGAGCUCAUCAUUGUGACAAGAGACAGAUCUGGGGCACCCAAGACAAUAUAUUGUAGUAGAAGAUCCUUGUGUGGGCAGGACCCGUGGCUUCUAGUGCCCCUUGUAAGUUUCUGUGUUACCUCUUUUUGAAUGGUUUUAGUACAAGUUUUUUGAAUAAAUUUCAU